Molecule: messenger RNA, 2271 nt
Organism: Exophiala dermatitidis NIH/UT8656
Lineage: Eukaryota; Fungi; Ascomycota; Eurotiomycetes; Chaetothyriales; Herpotrichiellaceae
Product: ubiquitin thiolesterase
Exons: 3
Coding region: 1-2271 (756 amino acids)
Biological process (GO): protein deubiquitination
Cellular component (GO): cytosol; nucleus
Molecular function (GO): cysteine-type endopeptidase activity; cysteine-type deubiquitinase activity
Source: RefSeq, a predicted model, not a curated record
AUGACUUCCUUCUUUGGGAAACUGAAAAGCCAGGUACGGAUUGCACCUGAGAGAUUCUGUGUCCGACUUGAUCGACCCUGGUCUGGGCCUCAGCCGCACACUGUUCACCCGUUGGACGAUGGUGGUACUGACUCUUUAUGGCAGAAUGCUACCAGUCCGGCUGUGGGCACAACUCCCACCAAGAAAGACCCAAAUGCGCCUAUACCCACCCCACUGGAGCGCAUGCUCAUGAACGCUGGCCCAAUUCGCAAUGAUGGCAGCGAUAAGUUCUUUGGCAUGGAAAAUUUCGGUAAUACUUGUUAUUGUAAUUCAAUCUUACAGUGCCUUUACUAUUCUGUGCCCUUCCGAGACCAUGUCCUUUCCUACCCGAAGCGGUCAACCCCCGAGUCCGUCGCCCAUGCUCAAGCAAAUGCUCCGCCUCGCGUACCGCCGGCCCAGCAGAAUGGCGCCGCAAAGAAGCCUCCUGGCCCCUCUUCUGCGCGGAACGCUGGCACUCCUCCCCAACAACAGAAACCAGAGGACAAGGACUCGCCUGAAUACAAAAAGAAGCAGGCUUUGUUGGCGGGACCAAUAUUGAACAUGAGUUAUGAGAACUCGCAGGAAUACGAAAUGCCCGAGACUCUCUUCACCUCGCUUAAAGACCUGUUUGAGGCUGUGGUUGUUAACCAGUCCAGGAUGGGUGUUAUCAGUCCGAGUAGAUUCCUCGAGACUCUACGGAAGGAGAACGAGAUGUUCAGAUCAGCCAUGCAUCAAGACGCGCAUGAGUUUCUGAACCUCCUUUUAAACACCGUAGUGGAGAACAUUGAGGAUCACGACAGGAAACUGGUUGCCCGGAAAAAGGCUGAAGGCCCAUCAUCGACGACGGACGGCGCCGCAGACAUAUCAAGGACAGAAUCUAACACUGUUUCAUUUCCGUCCGUCCUGCCUACACCCACAACGACAUCCCCCACUGGCUGGCUACACGAAUUGUUCGAAGGGACUCUUACAUCCGAAACCCGAUGUUUAACCUGCGAGAACGUUUCACAACGUGAUGAACCUUUCCUUGAUUUAUCGGUUGAUUUGGAGCAGCACUCGUCCGUCACUGCAUGUUUACGCAGGUUUUCUGAGGAAGAAAUGCUGUGUGAACGAAACAAGUUCCACUGUGACAAUUGUGGCGGUCUCCAGGAGGCUGAGAAACGUAUGAAGAUUAAGAGACUGCCACGGAUACUGGCCCUGCAUCUGAAAAGAUUCAAGUACACCGAAGAUCUGCAACGAUUACAGAAGCUUUUCCACAAGGUCGUGUAUCCUUACCACUUGAGACUCUUCAACACCACAGACGACGCAGAGGACCCCGAUCGGCUCUACGAGCUAUAUGCCGUAGUCGUCCAUAUUGGAGGGGGUCCAUAUCACGGCCACUAUGUCGCUGUGAUAAAGACCCAGGAUCGCGGAUGGCUGCUAUUCGACGAUGAAAUGGUUGAGCCCGUGGACAAGAAUUUUGUCCGCAACUUCUUCGGCGACAAGCCGGGGCUUGCUUGUGCUUACGUGCUCUUCUACCAGGAGACAACAAUCGAAGCCGUGCGGAGGGAACAAAGAAUGGAAGGCAAACGAAGGGCUUCGCAAGACCUUGCGUCCGGCAUGAACAUCGAUCAUAGGCGGUCGGCAGAACUACACCAAGUUCAAACCGUGGACCCCACGGGCUUUUCGGGUUCACCGUCGGACGAUGCACACUAUGCGGCUCUGGACCACGCUAUGACCGCACCUCCUCAACUCAAAACCAACGGCCAUGUUGAAUCACCGCGGUCUCCUCCACUCUCGUCGAUCCGGCCCACGAGCCCUGGCCUUCAAAGCAAGAAGGAAAGAGCUAGGGAAGAAAAGGCACAAGAAAAAGCACGCAAAACUGCAGAAAAGCAAGCCGAAAAGGAGAGACAGGAGGCAGAGAAGCAAAGGCGAAAAGAGUUGGCAGCUAAAUUAUCGGGUGCUCACAAAAGGCAGGAAGCCGAAUUGAAGGCAGCGUUGGAGGCGAGCAAGAUAUCCAAAGCAGAAGAAGAUAAAAAGCAUGCUUUGGAAAGAAGCCAAACACACGCCAACGGGAGCGGCAGCAGUUCAUCGGGUUUCGAUCGAUUCAAGCGUACAAAGAGUUUGCGCUUUGGAUCCUUGAACAAAAAGGACAGGCAGCACCCCGAUUUGUCCGACGAAAACGUUCAUUCUCCUCCAGCUGAUGCGUCAACCCCGGAAAAAGAGAAGAGAAAUCGGUUCAGCAUUCGGAAAAAGUCCUUCGGCAUGUUGUCCUGA